AAGCCGUUGUCUCCGCCGAUGGUUCACUCCAUUCCUCGUUUCGCACCAACAGCGCGUCCCUCACGGAUCAUUGACUGGUGAGAGCGAGUCUGAAUGCCUCGCAUUUCAAGAAUAUCAGAUGUCGCACACCCUGUGUAGAAAGUGUCUUCGAAGUUUUCUUCUAUUCGACGCUUUAGUGCGUAGAACAAGUCUGAUCACUCGAGGGUCAAGUGAAGUCAUACCACUCCGCUGAGAUCAUUUGCGCGCAACUCGAAUCGCAACGUUGCCCAUGCGUACGGCAUACGGUGCGAAGGUUUCUCUUGUUAAGACUGACCACCCAUGAGUAGGUUUACGAGUUUUUUUUUAAGUAAUUGUUCCGCUCGGAAUUGUGACCCUUGAUUCUGGCCCGGGACUGAGAAAGGAAAGGCAAUAACCAUAGGGCCUUAAAGGUCCAGAGCAUUUCCAGCAUUUCCCCACCUGAAAAGCUAUUCAUGUAAUCACUGUUCCGGGGGGAGUUCCAUCAACAGCGCAAGAGGGUAUGAGCCUCUACGUCAUCCUGCUGCUUCUUGCCAUACAGGGACUGGUACCCAGCUGUUGUGCAGGACACAACAGUGAAGAAGUCAGCGGCGAAGGGCCUUGGAAAGAGGAGGACUGGAGCGGAAGCAGUGGUUCAAGUACAGGUGAAGACGAUAACUUCACUGGUUUUGAUUCUGGUUGGAGCUCAGCCGACCGCGGACGCAAUGACGAGGACCCACGGACGAAUCCGAGAAACUCACGAACUUAUUCAAACAAAAGAUUCGUUACGUCGGGUGUUGGCGAAGAUAAAGGAGGGCCCCAAGAUGAUGAAGGGUCACAAUCCAAGUCGAAUGGGAGUCAAGACCAAGAAAGUGGUUACGAAAAUUUCGAAUCUAACAUGAAUCUGGCAAAUGUUGGCGAUGCAAUUGAUGUGAUGAAGAAGUUAAAGAAAGCCAAAUCAGAUCAAGAGUUUGCCAAAAAGCUUAGAUCAGGCCCUGAAAGUCUAGGCGUUGCUUUCAAAACGUUUGAACAACUAAGUGGUCUUUGGAUUUCAGUUAUGCAUAGAAUAUGGAGAGUUUGGAAGGCGAAAGGCGCUAAAGUGGUGAUGCAUUCAAUGGUUCAUGAUUUGAUUAAUAACACUGGCAAAGCGAUCAAGCGAAAAGUAGGGAGUAUGCUCAGCAAAAACUUAGUUGUGGAUCUUAGUAGCAGUGGGUGGACAACUUUUAAGGACGAAGGUUCAACAGAACCCGAUCACAGCCCAGCCACAAUUCAUAAUCAUACAGGUCCUUCAGUCGAGCGACUGAGUAUUGAUUUUAGAAAAAAUACCUCCAAGGAAGCGAAAACUUUGCCAUCUACGAAAAGAGAAAGAGCACCCGUUGAGAAGGUCAAGGUCUCGUUUUUCAGCGGAAAAGCGAAUGAUUCAAAAGUCAUACAACAAACUUCAAUUCAGAGGAACCCAAAGCGAGUCCCUGGACAAAGUAAUAAUUCUUCGUUGGCGCAGGAAACAUUAGCAGGCAGCGCAAAGCAAAACAUAACUAACAAAAAGGAGAAGAGUUCUAGAGCUGUUGAUACAAGAUCGAUGGUUGUGUCGAACAUCAAAAACAAAAACUCUACAACAAAGAGAAGUGAACAUAUUCCAGACACCAAUAGUAGCCUGGAUUCUAGAGAUAACGAGAAAAAAGCUCUCAAAAAUUAUGUGGGCGAUGUUGGAAAGAUCGAAGAAACAACUUUAUCUCAUACUGAACAUGAAGUGACGCAACACACGGGUGACAAUAAUAGUAAAAGAAACCAAACGGAAGUAAACACGAACGGUGACCAGAUACCAAACUAUAAUGUGAGUAACAGUGUCACGCAGUCACAGAGUGGAGUCGCGCACGUACUGGAAGAAACGAAUAAACAAGUACCUGUGGGACAUUCUAAACAAAGUACAGAACAAUUUAUUGAAAACGAUAAGAACUCAAGGACUAACACUGAAAGUCGAAACAACGAAACCAGUUCGACUUCGGUGAACAAUGUCACUCAAGAGAUGGUCUCUAAAAGGUCAAAUGUUGCAGGUAACAAAACCGGUAAAACGAGAAUGUUGGAAACGCUAAAAAUAAACUUCUUGAGAAAGAACAGGACUUCACAUUGGAAUCAAAAUACUACUUCCAGUUCUGAAGAGAACGCUUUGGAAACGCAACGUAAUGUAAAAUUGGAUAAUGAAACAAAUUCUAAAGCUGAUUCAGAUAAAGUUGUGGCUUCGUCUAAAUCAAGUCCAGCUGGUGGAAACGACAAGAAAAGAGCAAGUGUAUUGGAUAAAAAGAAUUCAAACCUUCAUAAACUUGACGUUAAAGAUGAACCGAUAGCAUAUUAG
This is a messenger RNA of Orbicella faveolata, 2347 nucleotides long. RefSeq lists its product as uncharacterized. The record is from RefSeq and is a predicted model, not a curated record. Lineage: Eukaryota; Metazoa; Cnidaria; Anthozoa; Scleractinia; Merulinidae.